Messenger RNA from Penaeus monodon (black tiger shrimp), 1904 nucleotides. RefSeq names its product pancreatic lipase-related protein 2-like. The transcript is spliced from 9 exons. Gene Ontology annotation, molecular function: lipase activity. Gene Ontology annotation, biological process: lipid metabolic process. The coding region runs from base 56 to 1450 and encodes 464 amino acids. NCBI's taxonomy places the organism in Eukaryota, Metazoa, Arthropoda, Malacostraca, Decapoda, Penaeidae. The record is from RefSeq and is a predicted model, not a curated record.
GACGCAGUGACAGGGUAGAGGAAAGGGCGACGCUCUGGGCGACGCUCUUUAUGUAAUGAGAUUCACUAGUCUAGUCAAGAGCAGGAGGUGGGAGGAGGCAGCAAGGGGCAUGGCAAGGACUGCAGAGAGUUGGGUGUGUAUUGGGCCAAGAACACUGCUAUAUUUGGCACUAUUCCUGCUAUCUAUUGACAUAGGGCUUGUGAGUGCAGCCUUCUCCCAUGGCUCCAGCUUCCCACAGGAGCUCUUGGUGGAUAGUAAUCGCAUCAACUUUCCUGAUCAAAACUAUGAUGUUGAUUGGAAUGUUAUUGAAGAGAAAAAUACAAGAAACAGGAGAGAUUCUUCAACUAGCCGCAGUAGUAAUCUGACAGCUAACCAUUUCUACCUCUGGACCAGAACUAAUGCUGGUAACACUUCAUACCAUGAUCUUGACCCAGGAAGACCUGAUACCAUCAAGAACAGUACCUUUGUGCCAAGAACAACUUAUAUAAUAGUACACGGUUUCCUUGGAUGGGGUAUAGAGUCGUGGAUUCUCUUCAUGAAAGACAAGCUCCUGAACACCUCUGACUGCAACGUCAUAUCAGUUGACUGGCCAGCAGGAACUGAGUGGUUUCUUCCAUCCUACUAUACAGCCGUAUCACGUGUUCCUUAUGUAGGGAAGGACACUGCUUGGCUUCUCAGAAAGCUAGUGGAUUAUAAGGAAUUGAGUCUGAAAGAUGUACACUUGAUUGGCCAUUCACUUGGGGCCCACGUGUCUGGUCUUGCCUCUAAACACUUCAAGACAAGAGUGGGGAGAAUUUCAGGCUUGGAUCCUGCUGGUCUGACGUUCCACGAUGUGCCCAAACAGCAGCGACUAGAUAAAUCGGAUGCAGAUUAUGUAGAUGUAAUUCAUACUAAUGGUUGCUACACAUUCUGGAGACCAUGGACAGACUGUUAUGGCAUCAAUGAGAAUUUAGGCCACAGCGAUUUCUGGCCAAAUGGAGGAGAGCAUCAGCCAGCCUGCAAAGGUGUGUCAGGUGACAUUGGCUGUGACCAUGAACUAGCAUAUACCUACUAUCUAGAGAGCAUCAGUUAUGGCAUAGAUGACACAUACUUCCUUGCUCGUAAUUGCUCGGCUUGGGAUCAGUAUGAAGAUGGAGAAUGCCCAUGCGGAGACGACGCUCAGUACAUGGGCUUUUUUGCUAAUCCAGCAGUUGCUGGAGUAUUCUACUUGAACACCAGUGUUGCCCCUCCCUUUGCCAUGAGAGACAGUGUUUGCAGCCCUGGAAGCAAGACGGAUGCUGGCUCCAACAUUACCAUCAUAGCUUCUUGCACGUCAGCUUCCAUUGUAGUCAUAGCUGUUACUGGUGCUAUUGUAUUUGUUGUUAGAAGGCAAAGGAAGCAGCAGGCUGACAGCGGCUUGUUAGUGGAAAAUGAGGGAAGUGAUUGUGAUGAUGCACUUCUGGAUGUGUAGCUUCUACCUUUUAGUGAAUGGAAUAUGUGAAAGGACAUUCUGAAACUUACAGGUGUGAGAGUUAUCUGUUAUACAGAUAUUUUUAUUUUUCCAGUAAGAAAAUACUGUAAUGUAUGAGUAAAAAUGUUUUCAUGUAUCAGGACCAAAGAGAGAAUCCUUGUAAGAGAAUAUAAGAGAAUGUUUUAUGUCUUUGUAAAUGUUGAAUUUAGGUAAUGAGUUUUUAAAUAUGAUAAGAUCUACUUAUAUAACUUUUUAAGUACAAGUAACCUGAGUCAUUAUUGACAGUAGCAAUAAAUGUAUAUAAUGAUGUCAGGUUUAAUAGGUUUCUACUUUUUUAAACUUAUAAUGAUGAAGAUUCUCUUUUAGAUAUCUAGGAGAUUUUUAUAGAUUAUCAGUAAUAUGAAUGCCAGAAAAUGCACACAUAUACCAUAUGCUGGUAAAUAUUUAUAUAUUA